Messenger RNA from Gekko japonicus, 657 nucleotides. RefSeq names its product hexosaminidase D-like. Gene Ontology annotation, molecular function: hexosaminidase activity. Bases 1 to 657 code for a protein of 218 amino acids. NCBI's taxonomy places the organism in Eukaryota, Metazoa, Chordata, Lepidosauria, Squamata, Gekkonidae. The record is from RefSeq and is a predicted model, not a curated record. The transcript is spliced from 5 exons.
AUGGAUUCCAAGACCUGGCUGAGCCGCAACGCGGGCGACGUGGGCAAGAUGUACCUGAACCACAUCCGGGAGGUGAUAGCCUUUGUGGCCGGCCAGGACUGGGGGCUGCAGGUGCUGAUGUGGGACGACAUGCUCCGCAAGGUCAGCGUGGCGGCUAUCCAAGACUCCGGCAUCACCAAGCACGCGUCUCCCAUGUUGUGGUUUUACGCCCCGAACUUUGAUACGCAACAAAUAGGGAAAUACGUUUCCAAGUACGCCGAGUGCGGCUUCAAGACCAUCUGGUUCGCCAGCGCCUUCAAAGGCACCACCGGCCCCGCGCAGGCCUGGACCCCAUUAAACCAUCACCUGCAAAACCACUUGCAGUGGCUGAGCGUCAUGCGGUCCAUGGCCAAGACCCCCUCCGCAAGGCUCCAGGGCAUUGUGCUGACCGGCUGGCAAAGGCAAGACCCCCGUGUCGGGCUCUGGUAUGACCACUACUCGGCCUUGUGUGAACUGCUUCCCGUCGGCAUUUGCAUUCCGUCCCUGGCUGUGUGUCUGCAGACCUUGGUGAAUGGGGCCUCAGUCCGCAGUUUACCAAGCAUCUUAUUUGGGUACCAGCUUUGGCUUGGGGUAGACUUUCCUCUCCACCGGAAGCGCCUCGGUUUUCGCUACUUGUAG